GCGGCCUUAGCAACGCCAGCGAGCGGUGGACGCCACGGUUGCGGGCACGGUGGGCGGGAAGCCUUGGGCCGGGCGCGCCGGCGGGCGACAUGGCAUGCUGUACAAGUUCAGGCCAAUGGAAGAAGAAAGCUGCAAAAGUUGAAUUGAAUGAAACUCAAAAGCAAGAAAUUAAAGAGGCUUUUGAUUUAUUUGAUGUUGAUGGCUCUGGAACCAUAGAUGUGAAAGAAUUAAAGAUUGCAAUGCGGGCCUUGGGAUUUGAGCCAAAGAAAGAAGAAAUUAAACAUAUGAUAGCUGAAAUUGACACCGAAGGAACUGGCACCAUUAGUUUUGAAGAUUUUCUUGCUGUUAUGAGUGUAAAAAUGGUAUGGUGA
Dipodomys ordii (Ord's kangaroo rat) is the source of this 371-nucleotide messenger RNA. Its product is annotated as centrin-4-like. Gene Ontology annotation, biological process: spindle pole body organization. The record is from RefSeq and is a predicted model, not a curated record. Gene Ontology annotation, molecular function: enzyme regulator activity; calcium ion binding. Gene Ontology annotation, cellular component: central plaque of spindle pole body. NCBI's taxonomy places the organism in Eukaryota, Metazoa, Chordata, Mammalia, Rodentia, Heteromyidae. Bases 90 to 371 code for a protein of 93 amino acids. The transcript is spliced from 3 exons.